Molecule: messenger RNA, 231 nt
Organism: Dovyalis caffra
Lineage: Eukaryota; Viridiplantae; Streptophyta; Magnoliopsida; Malpighiales; Salicaceae
Source: the annotation of a GenBank genome assembly
AUGGAUUUGAAGGUAGUGCUAGUGCCGGUGGUAGGCUUAAUGGUAGUCGAGGAUUUAGAGAAGGUGAUGGGUUUAGUGAUUAAGUUGGUGUUGGAUUUGGUAGGGGGUGGUGGAGGUGUAGAAAUAGGUGGUGGUAUUUGUGGCAAUGCGGUGGCGGCUUUGUUGGUGGGCUUGGAGAUGGAAGAAGUGGUGGUGGUGAUGGACUUGGUGGUGAAGCUAGUGGUGUAUUAG